UUGUAAUACACUACACGGUAAGUAAUUAAUGGUGGGGAGCGAAAUUGCAUCCUCCCUCCCUCCCCUCAGCUCCUCCGUCCCUUCCAACUUUCCCUGACUUCCCCACCUUGCAAAAUUUUCCCGGAAAAUAUGAUUGACGAGAAAACCCAUCACAAACCCAAAAACCCAUGCUAGAAUUUUCCACUACACUUUCUCACUAACCAAACACUCCAAAUCGCCACACAACCCCCACCAUCUUCCUCAAAACCCUAAGAAAACCCACCCAUCCAUUUCUUCGAUUCUCCGCCUUACAAACAUAUCUGCGUUGGACGCCAUGACCUGAUUGGAGCACAACAGUCUCUGUAAAUACAGUGAAAUCUAGGAGGAGAGGAUAUGGGGGCUUCGCUCUCGAACCUGACGGAGGGGGCGAACGGGUCUGGUCAUGGACCGGGUCUUGGCGACAUACCGGAGAGCUGUGUGGCCUGCGUCUUCAUGUACCUGACUCCGCCUGAGAUUUGCAAUCUUGCGAGGCUCAACAGGGCGUUUCGCGGUGCGGCGUCGUCUGAUUCGGUUUGGGAAUCCAAGUUGCCCCCAAAUUACCAUGAUCUACUCGAUUUGGUGCCUCCUCAGAGGUACCAAAAUCUCUCUAAAAAGGACAUCUUUGCUAUGCUCUCCCGCCCUGUACCCUUCGACGAUGGCAAUAAGGUAGUGUGGAUAGACAGGGUCACAGGGAGGGUUUGCAUGUCGGUUUCUGCCAAGGGGAUGGCGAUAACUGGGAUCGAAGAUAGGCGAUACUGGAACUGGAUUCCUACUGAAGAAUCUAGGUUUCAGGUGGUGGCGUAUUUACAGCAAAUAUGGUGGUUUGAAGUAGAUGGGGUGGUGAAGUUCCCAUUUCCUGCUGAUAUCUACACUUUGUCUUUCAGGCUUCACAUUGGAAGAUUCUCAAAAAGAUUGGGACGACGUGUCUGCAAUUUUGAGCACACCCAUGGUUGGGAUUUAAAGCCCAUGCGAUUUGAGUUGUCGACUUCAGAUGGACAGCAAGCAUCAUAUGAAUGCUGCUUGGAUGAAAUUGAACAUGAGGAUGCAUAUGGAAACCAUAAGCGUGGAUGCUGGGUUGAGUACAAGGUUGGUGAAUUUACUGUCACCGAUACAGAUCCAGUAACAGAAAUUAAGUUUUCCAUGAAACAGAUUGAUUGCACACAUUCGAAAGGUGGGCUAUGCGUGGAUUCUGUGUCUAUCGUCCCCAGUGAUUUGAAAGAAGAUAGAAGAAGAGGGGUCUGGAAGUAAGCCAAGCCCUAAACAGGGAAGUUGAUCAUUCGCAACAGUGAUCCCACAAGAUUGAAGCUGGGAUUUGUAAUACAGCUUAUACUUUGAAAAAGGCACAAGGUGUUUUGGAGGAUGGAGGAUGUCAUCUUAUUUGGUUUUUGCAGUAGGUGUGUGUCCUCUAUGGUUUCUGUAACUUGAGUUCAUGUAUUUGAUCCAAGUUUUAUUCCAUUGUAUACCUUUGCAGAUUAGAUUAAGUGAAUACACUUGGUUGUUGCCUUGUGUUUGUCGGUUGCUCACUGUAAAGCAUUUUGUAACCUAGAUAUAUGUGAUGUCUAAUAACACUGUUUGCAUUGGUUUCAUAGAUCAUGCUAGAUUCUUGGAAAAUCAUGGAUGUCGAAA
This is a messenger RNA of Malus domestica (apple), 1644 nucleotides long. RefSeq names its product F-box protein PP2-A15. Gene Ontology annotation, molecular function: protein binding. NCBI's taxonomy places the organism in Eukaryota, Viridiplantae, Streptophyta, Magnoliopsida, Rosales, Rosaceae. The record is from RefSeq and is a predicted model, not a curated record.